AUGGAGCAGAAGCAGGAACAUAAGAAACGAAGAGAAGGAAGAGGGCAGCAAAAUAAGAAGGCAGGAGCAGGCCAAGCAGAAGCAAGACCAAGGAGCAAGAGGACGGAGAGGAGCAAGAGACAAGCAGACAGAAGCAGGAGCAGGCAAGCCAAGCAAGCAAGAAGCAUUGAAAGCAGUCAAGUCCUAGGUGAUGGAGGAGGAGGAGGAGGAGGAGGAGGAGGAGGGAGGAGGAAGGAGGAGGAGGAGGAGGAGGAGGAGGAGGAGGAGGAGGAGGAGGAGGAGGACCUAGGAGGAGGAGGAGGAGAGGCCCUCAAGAGCGUCAAAAAGAAGAGCAGCCUUCUGAAGGAAGCCUUCUUUAUUGGUAACUGGUAG
This is a messenger RNA of Macrobrachium nipponense, 372 nucleotides long. RefSeq names its product protein FAM9A-like. The record is from RefSeq and is a predicted model, not a curated record. NCBI's taxonomy places the organism in Eukaryota, Metazoa, Arthropoda, Malacostraca, Decapoda, Palaemonidae. The transcript has 2 exons. Bases 1 to 372 code for a protein of 123 amino acids.